This is a messenger RNA of Hemicordylus capensis (graceful crag lizard), 603 nucleotides long. Its product is annotated as transmembrane protein 17B-like. The record is from RefSeq and is a predicted model, not a curated record. Bases 1 to 603 code for a protein of 200 amino acids. Gene Ontology annotation, biological process: non-motile cilium assembly. Gene Ontology annotation, cellular component: ciliary transition zone. NCBI's taxonomy places the organism in Eukaryota, Metazoa, Chordata, Lepidosauria, Squamata, Cordylidae. The transcript has 5 exons.
AUGGCGUGGCAGACCCCGUUGCCUCCCAGCCUCCGGAAGGGCUUGACCAACUUCAGCGGCUCCCUUUUCAUUAACAACAAGACCGGCGACUGUGGUGUGGCCCAGACCUACAACCCAGGCCACGAAGUCCUCUCCAGCCUGCCCCUGCAAAUGAUGCUCUAUUUCAACGCCUUCUACCUCCCCUUCUGGUGCCUGUCGGAGGGCGUCAUGUUGGAACUCAAGUAUAGUCUGCUGCCCACGUACUAUCAAGUUCUCCUUGUCGCUGCAUACCUGAUGCUCAUUGUCAUGGAAGGUUUGCGUCUAUUCCUGGGAUACAUCGGAAACUUGCAAGAAAGGGUUCCGGAGCUGGCCGGCUUCCUCCUCAUCUCCUUCCUGAUAGAACUUCCCAUCCUGCUGUUCAUCCUGACUGACGAGCACACCAUCAGGUUGCCACUGGAGAUGGCCGUGCACGGGGUCCUCCUCCUCUUCCUCGCCUCGGAGAUCACGGCAGCUUUCUUCGCCCUCAGAGCGAUGACCAGGCAGCUGGCGAUGCAGUUCUACCUGAAGCAAUUUGAAGAGGCACCCAAGAGGCCUGGGCAGCUGGUCAUGGGGGACCCGUUAUAG